AUGUGUGAUGCAUCUGAUUUUACUGUUGGUGCUGUUCUAGGACAGAGGAAAGACAAGCUAGUACAUGUUAUUUACUAUGCCAGCAAGGUCCUUAAUGAGAAUCAAAGGAACUAUACCACCACGGAGAAAGAACUUUUAGCCAUAGUUUUUGCUUUUGAUAAGUUUAGAUCAUAUCUCAUUGGCUCAAAAGUAAUUGUGUUCACUGAUCAUGCAACACUCAAAUACUUGCUUACCAAACAAGAAUCUAAACCUAGACUAAUAAGGUGGAUCCUGCUGCUCCAAGAAUUUGAUAUUGAGAUUAAAGAUAGGAGCAGAACAGAGAACAAGGUAGCUGACCACCUCUCAAGAAUCCCACAAGAAGAAGAAAUGUGUAUAUCCCAUGAAGAAGGUCAGGAAGUGUUAUGGCAGUGCCAUGGGUCAGCAUAUGGAGGUCACUUCAGUGGAGAAAGGAUAGCAGCAAAAGUGCUUCAAUCCGGAUUUUACUGGCCAACAAUGUUUAAGGAUGCCAAGGAAAUGGUGUCAAGGUGUGGUGAAUAUCAAAGAGCUGGUAAUCUAACCAUGAAGAAUGAGAUGCCACAACAAUACAUACUAGAGCUAGAGCUAUUUGAUGUAUGGGGGAUUGAUUUCAUGGGACCCUUCCCAACCUCCUACUCAAAUAGCUACAUAUUGGUGGCUGUUGAUUAUGUCUCAAGGUGGGUAGAAGCCAUAGCCAUUUCAAUAAAUGACAACAAAAUUGUGAUAAGCUUCUUGAGAAGGAAUAUCUUCAACAGAUUUGGAGUCCCCAGAGCUCUCAUUAGUGAUGGAAGGAUACACUUCUGCAACAAACAACUCGAGACACUCCUUCUCAGAUAUGGAGUCAAACACAAGGUGGCAACCCCUUAUCAUCUGCAGACCAAUGGACAAGUAGAGAUUUCCAACAGGGAGCUAAAAAGGAUUCUCGAAAAAUUAUUGGAAGCUCAAGGAAGGACUGGUCUAAGAAGCUAG
Arachis stenosperma is the source of this 984-nucleotide messenger RNA. RefSeq lists its product as uncharacterized. Gene Ontology annotation, molecular function: nucleic acid binding. The transcript has 2 exons. The record is from RefSeq and is a predicted model, not a curated record. NCBI's taxonomy places the organism in Eukaryota, Viridiplantae, Streptophyta, Magnoliopsida, Fabales, Fabaceae. Bases 1 to 984 code for a protein of 327 amino acids. Gene Ontology annotation, biological process: DNA integration.